UGUAAAUAAAAUAAAGUGACGAUUUCACAGGAUUCCACAAAAUCAUCAAUUCGCUGCACUUUCUCAUUAUAAAUCUCUUCAAUUUCUCCACGCAAUGGAAACUGUUGGACUCGACAAGCAUGAGCUUCCUCCCACCAACCAAAAGCGAAUGGUUGCCUUCAUCAAUCAUUUUGUGCUGAGCACGGUCCACUUCCUUAACCGCUUCGCUCUGGACUGCGAGAACAAGUUCAUCCAGUACGAGCACAAAAUGCAGAGCCUAGAGGCAUCGCUGCUGAUCAUCGAAGCCAAGCUGGCCUCGAUCGACGCGCUCAAGGGAUGCUCGAUGACGCCGCAACAGGUUGAAGUUCUGGCGGAAGCGACACCUGAUGAGCAGGAAGAAGUGGUGGCGCAGGAGAGAGAUCCUCGCUACGAGCGGUACUUUAAGAUGAUACAGGUUGGGGUGCCGGUUCCGGCCGUUCGGAACAAGAUCAGCUCGGAGGGUUUGGAUCCGAAUUAUAUUGACGCGUUUUUGUGAGCAGAA
Culex quinquefasciatus (southern house mosquito) is the source of this 520-nucleotide messenger RNA. It is a transcript of the gene CCDC53, whose product is annotated as WASH complex subunit 3. Lineage: Eukaryota; Metazoa; Arthropoda; Insecta; Diptera; Culicidae. Gene Ontology annotation, biological process: actin filament polymerization; exocytosis. The transcript has 2 exons. The record is from RefSeq and is a predicted model, not a curated record. Gene Ontology annotation, cellular component: WASH complex. Bases 95 to 514 code for a protein of 139 amino acids.